Messenger RNA from Cooperia oncophora, 270 nucleotides. NCBI's taxonomy places the organism in Eukaryota, Metazoa, Nematoda, Chromadorea, Rhabditida, Trichostrongylidae. The record is from the annotation of a GenBank genome assembly.
AUGCCAAUGAUAUUCGAUGAAUGUGGGUUUAUUGAUCUCAGUGAGGCCGGCCGUCAAUCGCUCAUCGCCCGUUCGCCGCUGUUUUUAGCUGAUCGCGUGAAGAAGCCCCUGCUGAUUAUCCAAGGAGCCAACGAUCCUCGCGUGAAUCAACGAGAAUCUGAUAUUCAGAUCAGUUCGUGGAACGUACUACGAAAGAACAACAUUUCUGUGACCUAUGUGCUCUAUCCCGAUGAAGGACACGGCGUUCAAAAGGUUUGUGGGCAUUUAUAG